UUAUGGAGAAGGUGCACGCGCACAUCGCUUCCCAAUCGACAACCGCAGUCGUCCUAACUCCACCGCGGGAAGCUCGCCUUCGAUUUCCCCACCACGCGCUUCGCUGCUACGAUGUAUAUGACCCCAUGACGAGCCCUUCCCGCCAUCGCCACUCUCGCCGAACGUUUGGGAGACCACGUUGCAGGUCGCCCGAGGAGAGGAGACGAUGGAGCGGGAAGGACGCGGGGCGGCGGCGGGGGAGGAGAGGCGGUACAAGGGGGUGCGGCGGCGGAAGUGGGGCAAGUGGGUGUCGGAGAUCCGGCUCCCCAACAGCCGCGACCGGAUCUGGCUCGGGUCUUACGACUCACCCGAGAAGGCCGCCCGGGCCUUCGACGCCGCUGCCGUGUGCCUCCGUGGCCCCCGCGCCCGGCUCAACUUCCCCGAUUCUCCUCCGCCCUGCGCCACGCAGCCCCUCUCCCCGCAGCAGAUCCAGGCCGCAGCUGCCCGCCAUGCCGCGACACCGCCGUCGCAGCCGAGGCUUGCUCCAACCGCUGGGGAGGCCGGGAGCGGGGAGCAGCUGGACUGGUCUUUCAUGGACCCGCAGCAGGCGGCAGCCUCGGAGGAAGGCACCGAGUUCCCAGCCGCGAUGGACGACUACAUGUACGACUUCUUCUCGCCGGCGCCGCCGGCGGAUGUGGUGGAAGACCACGGGGCCGUCGACUUCGGGUCCAACUCUUUCCUCUGGAGUUUCUAAGAGACGCUGCACCAUAAGGAACUGCACGUCGCCGCUCUGCACAUCGUUUACUUAUAUUCGUUCAA
Musa acuminata subsp. malaccensis (wild Malaysian banana) is the source of this 798-nucleotide messenger RNA. RefSeq names its product ethylene-responsive transcription factor ERF016-like. Gene Ontology annotation, biological process: regulation of DNA-templated transcription. NCBI's taxonomy places the organism in Eukaryota, Viridiplantae, Streptophyta, Magnoliopsida, Zingiberales, Musaceae. Gene Ontology annotation, molecular function: DNA binding; DNA-binding transcription factor activity. The record is from RefSeq and is a predicted model, not a curated record.